AUGGCCGCUGAACCCUCGUACAUAGACUAUGAGGCCUUCCUGGACCCGGACUUCUCGCCAGCCUCAUUUGCCAACUCGCUGGUGGUGGCCACCAACAAUGCCACAGACACACCGCUGGAUCUGUCAACCCCGCUUUCCCGGGUAUUGUUCGACCUUCAAGAGAUCGACACGCAUAUCCACACGCUGACCACCAAAUCAGCACUCCCCUUGCUGACGCACACGGGGGACCAAACCGCAGCUGCAAGCAAGAUUCUCAAAGAAGCAGACGAUCAGGUUGCCUCUGUCUCGCAGGGGUACGAGCGACUGGAGCGCGAGGUCUUGCGCAAGUGGGAGGCCGCCGAGGAGGCGAGAGUGGCUACGGAGAAUUCUCUGGCCACCGUGCGUCUCGCACGAGCUGUUGCGCGAUGCAUUGCGCUUGGUAGGCAGCUCGAUGGCCAGAUGAUGGAGGUCACUGGCCGUGGCGGGCUUCCUGGAGCAGGCGGAGGCGAUGGGACGGCAUCCCCGGGCCCUGGACGAGACGACAACACCCGUGCGCUUGAGCGCGCUGCAUCGACGAUUGUGAGCCUGCGUCGUCUGCUCUCUGAUACAGGUGUUGGCGAGGAAGGCCACGGCCUCGACCGAGUCAAGGUCAUUCGCACUCUGAAGGGCGACCUGCUGAUUCCGGCGGAGAACCUUGUCAAGGCCAGAGCACAGCAAGCCAUCAAUCGGUUUUCCAUCUCAGCUAGCAAUUCAAGCAGCAAUGGCGCAACUGCACAGUCAAGCUACAAACAAGCGCGCGACGCACGAGCCCGUCUCAUAUCGGGCGUUAAUGUGCUAUACCUGCUCUCUCCUUUACCGUCGAGAACAACCGCCGCCCAUCCUGCAGACUUCCACCCAGAACUGCUCCUCUCCACUCUCCAAGGCUACAUCCAAACCACCACUGUCGCCUCCCUCAACAACCUCUCCCGGGGGCUAACCAUGCUCCCAAGCCUUGACAAGACCCUUCCCGAAAUCACCGCCCGCUGCCAGGACAUCCACGCCCUCGAAGCAAUCCUCAGCACAAUCAAACCCCCCUCCCACCCAUCCCUCCCACAGCCCCAAGAACAAACAUCGUCACCCUCAUCCUCAUCACCACCACCCAACUCCGACUCUAAACAAAACAACCUCCUCACCCCACUCCUCACAUCCCUCGACACCCCUUCCCUCCCAUCUUACUUCUGGCGCUCCCUCGCCUCGUCCCUUUCCCCGCGCAUCCAGGAAAUCAUCCACCGCGGCGGCGUCUCAGCACGCACCCUCCGCUCGAACCGCGACAAGCUCAAGAGGGAGAUCCGUGAGUGUGUCUUGCGCGGGUCGCAGCUGCCGCAGUCUGCUCUGGGUGUGGGAAUGGAGAAACGCGACCAGAACCAGAAUUGGGAGCGCGAGGCGGCGGUUAUGGUUAGUGCUGUUGUGGGAGUGUUGGAGCGGUAG
This is a messenger RNA of Aspergillus versicolor CBS 583.65, 1446 nucleotides long. RefSeq names its product Golgi transport complex subunit COG5. NCBI's taxonomy places the organism in Eukaryota, Fungi, Ascomycota, Eurotiomycetes, Eurotiales, Aspergillaceae. Gene Ontology annotation, biological process: intra-Golgi vesicle-mediated transport. Gene Ontology annotation, cellular component: COG complex. The record is from RefSeq and is a predicted model, not a curated record. The transcript has a single exon. Bases 1 to 1446 code for a protein of 481 amino acids.